AUGUCAGAUGCAAGAUUGACCCAAAAUGGUGGAAGCGGUAGACCGCGCGAACACGCAGAAGGGUCGAGGAAGGGCCGAUCCUUAACGCCUCUAUCAUCAUCAGGGUAUCGCUCUCCUCAGGAGAAUGAAAACGACACGGCUGGCCCCGAACGGGUGGUGGCCGAGGAACACAGACGGAGUCGACUAGGUGGUCUUCCCGCGGGAAGUGGAAACGCGGCGCUGUAUCCUUGGUGUCACCCUCCCGUUGGAAAUCGCCACAAUACGCGUCCAUUUAGCAAGGCAGCCAAUGGUGGAGGCCGUCGUUCGAAUGCGUCAAGCCGGCAUAGUCCUCGCGAAUCUCUUGCGCGCAUCGUAGAUCGGCAAACGACGACAGGUCGUCUCGUCGUCUGCUCAUCGCAGCUCCCGGGCUCCUGCCUUCGCCGGCAAUGA
This is a messenger RNA of Parastagonospora nodorum SN15, 429 nucleotides long. RefSeq lists its product as hypothetical. Lineage: Eukaryota; Fungi; Ascomycota; Dothideomycetes; Pleosporales; Phaeosphaeriaceae. The transcript has 3 exons. The coding region runs from base 1 to 429 and encodes 142 amino acids. The record is from RefSeq and is a predicted model, not a curated record.